Solea senegalensis (Senegalese sole) is the source of this 2007-nucleotide messenger RNA. It is a transcript of the gene coch, whose product is annotated as coagulation factor C homolog, cochlin (Limulus polyphemus). The coding region runs from base 279 to 1934 and encodes 551 amino acids. The record is from RefSeq and is a predicted model, not a curated record. NCBI's taxonomy places the organism in Eukaryota, Metazoa, Chordata, Actinopteri, Pleuronectiformes, Soleidae. The transcript has 15 exons.
CAAGAACUGUGUGUGAGAGCUGGUGUUUGGAUAAGAAGUGAAGAGCGAAAAUUCAAACGUCAAAAAAAAGACGCAGUAACAUCAUCAGACAACAAAGCCCCUCCCACCUGUGUGUGUGUGUGUGUGUGUGUGUGUGAGAGAGUAUAUAAAGGGCUGUUUCUCCCUCACUGAUCCACACUGGCUCCACAUCAUCAGAUCUUAACGCUUGCUGCUGUUUUCAUGGAAUAAACUUUACUCUGAGACGCUGCUGAAGAAACGUCUGUGUUUCAGGUUCAGAAAUGUUUCUGCUGAGUCAACACACAGGUCCCUUCUUCUUCUUCAUCAUCUUCAUCUCUACAGCAUUUGGCUCAGAAUCCAGUGUGGCGUACCCAGUCACUUGUGAGACCCGUGGAGCUGACCUGACGGAGGACGUGGUGGUCGUCCUGUGUCCUCCCGGCUGCAGUCAGGGACAGAUGUCUGUGUUUGGGACGGGGAUCUACGCGUCGGUGUCGUCGGUGUGUGGAGCCGCGCUUCACAGGGGCGCUCUGAGAGCAGCCGGAGGACCAAUCAGAGUCCACAAGCUGCAGGGACGAAACGACUACCUGAGCUCCUACGCCCACGGCAUCCAAUCACAACCUCUGACCCAGUGGAGCUCCUCCUUCAGCCUCACCAAGCCUGUUCAUGUUCCAUUGGAGUUGACCAGUAACAGCAGUACCACCACUCAACGACCAGUGAAAAAGCCAGUGAAGAAGCCGUCAGUGAAGAAAACUGUGAUUGGAGGAAACAAAGAUUGUCAGAUGGACAUCGCCAUGGUGAUGGACAGCAGUAAAAACAUUGGACAGCGAAGGUUCAACCUGCAGAAGAACUUUAUCAUCAAACUGGCGGCCAUGUUGAAAGUUGGACCAACCGGACCACAUGUCGGUGUGAUACAGGCCAGUGACUCUCCAAGGACAGAGUUCCUCUUGACAAACUACACUCAGCCUAAAGAGCUGCUGUUUGCCAUCAAAGAGCUGAGUUACCAGGGAGGAAAUACUAACACAGGUAAAGCGAUCAGACACGUGGCUCAGACCUUCUACCUGCAGGAGAGCGGCGGGAGGCGGGGUCAUCCCCGUGUCAUGGUGGUGCUGGUGGACGGGUGGCCGUCCGACGACCUGGACCAGGCGGCCAUGUUGGCCCGAGAGUCCGGCAUCAACGUCUUCCUGGUGUCUGUGGCCAGACCUGCACCAGAAGAGCUCGCCAUGGUGCGAGACAAGGACUUUGCAGCCAAGGCCGUGUGUAAGGACAACGGCUUCUUCAGCCUCGUCGUCCCCAGCUGGUUCAGCACCAACAAAUUCGUCAAACCUCUGUCUCAGAGACUCUGCUCGCUGGACGGUCUGCUCUGCAGUAAAACAUGCUACAACUCCGUCAACAUCGGUUUCCUCAUCGAUGGAUCUUCCAGCGUCGGAGACAUAAACUUUCAGCUGAUGCUGGAGUUUGUGACGGGAAUCGCUCAGAACUUUGAAAUCUCUGACAUUGGAGCGCGCGUCGGUGCGGUGCAGUUCACCUACGACCAGCGACUGGAGUUUGGUUUGUUUGAUUUCUCGAACAAAAACGACGCCAUCAACGCUCUGAAGAAGAUUCGCUACAUGAGCGGAGGAACGGCCACAGGGGGCGCCAUCAGCUACGCAGCACAGGAGCUGUUCAGCAGAGAAUCAGGACGUGGGCGGAACUUCCUCAUCGUGAUCACUGACGGUCAGUCGUACGACGACAUCGCCGCGCCGGCGCUGGAGGCACAGAAACAAGGCAUCACCAUCUUCUCUGUGGGCGUGGCCUGGGCUCUUAUGGAAGACCUCAAGUUGAUGGCGUCGAAGCCGAAGGACGACCACAGCUUCUUCACCAGAGAGUUCACCGGACUGAGCGAGUUCGUGCUGCCGCUGGUUCGAGGAAUCUGCCGAGACUUCACCGAGAACAACUGAGCGCGCAGACACACACACGCACGCACGCACACACACGCACGCACACACACACACUGUACAGACACACACACAU